AUGGUCAUUGCUUCUCUGUUUAAGGCUUUGUGUCUGUCCUCUUGUUCAUCGCCGUUGCAAGUCGUCCGACCUUCAGGCAAAAAGGUUUUCAACGUUCGACGCUAUGGUGCUAAAUCUGACGGAAAAACUGAUAACGCCAAUGCGUUCACAAAUGUAUGGAAAAGCGCAUGCGCAAGAAGUGGAAGUAGUAAAAUCUACGUACCAAAAGGAACAUUCUAUCUCGGUGGUGUAGAGUUUAUAGGGCCAUGCAAAAAUCAGAUUGAAUUCGUCAUUGAUGGAACUUUAUUGGCUCCUUCAAACCCUAGAGAUAUUAAGCAGGACACUUGGAUCAACUUCAGGUACAUCAACAAUCUAUAUAUCUCCGGUACCGGUACACUCGAUGGUCAAGGGAAGCAGUCUUGGCCACUCAAUGACUGCCACAAAAACACCAAUUGUCCUAAACUAGCUAUGAAUCGAUGGGAUAACAUCACUCAACAGCAAAAUGGGACACUUAACUUCUUCUCCGUCCAUCACUUCAACAUUACUGGCGUCACCGUAACAGCUCCCGGCGAUAGCCCAAACACCGACGGUAUCAAGUUCGGUUUCUGUAGCAACAUUCGCAUCUCUAACACAAACAUUGGUACUGGAGACGACUGUAUCGCCAUUCUUUCUGGAACCAUCAACAUGGAUAUCUCUAACGUCAAGUGUGGUCCUGGACAUGGGAUUAGUGUCGGAAGCUUAGGGAAGAACAAAGGCGAGAAAGACGUUAACGGUUAA
Messenger RNA from Microthlaspi erraticum, 756 nucleotides. NCBI's taxonomy places the organism in Eukaryota, Viridiplantae, Streptophyta, Magnoliopsida, Brassicales, Brassicaceae. The record is from the annotation of a GenBank genome assembly.